Molecule: messenger RNA, 2959 nt
Organism: Fundulus heteroclitus (mummichog)
Lineage: Eukaryota; Metazoa; Chordata; Actinopteri; Cyprinodontiformes; Fundulidae
Gene: rpap2
Product: RNA polymerase II associated protein 2
Exons: 12
Coding region: 61-1929 (622 amino acids)
Cellular component (GO): cytoplasm; nucleus
Molecular function (GO): RNA polymerase core enzyme binding; RNA polymerase II CTD heptapeptide repeat phosphatase activity
Source: RefSeq, a predicted model, not a curated record
CCGUACGACGGGAAACGUCACGGCCGGGUCAGAGUUGAAGGGAGAGGAAACAGAAGCAGCAUGGAGACCGAAGACAGGAGGAGGAGAGGAGGUUCUGCUAAAAGCGCCACUAAAGGUGGAAAAUGUGUCAAAGUACGGGAAGCCGAAGAAGAAGCGAGAAGGCGAGAGGAGGUGAAGGAGAGGCUGAGGGAGAAGGUGGAGCUGGAGAGGAGAGCCCUGAUGGUGGUGGAGCGCCUCCUGGAGGACAGUGUGCCUGAAGACUUCUUGAUAGACUGUGCCAAGUUCAUCACUCCUACUAAUUACAAAGACACUGUGGAGGAGAGGUUCAUCGCCAAGCUCUGUGGUUAUCCUGUAUGUCCCAACAGACUGGGCAAGAUCCCAAAUCAACAGUAUAAAAUAUCUACCAAGACAAACCGGGUUUAUGACAUCACAGAGCGGAAGUGUUUUUGUAGUAACUUCUGCUACAAAGCUUCGAAAGAGUACGAGCUGCAGAUAUCAAAGACGCCUCUAUGGCUCAGGCAGCAUGAAAGUCCUCCAGAAAUUAGGUUGCUAAAGAAAGGAGAUGGUGGGAGCUCUGGUGAGGAGGUGAAGCUGUCAGUGAGGCGCCUCAAAGAGGAGGACAUUGAGAACCCGGCAGCCGCUCCGCCUGAGGACCCUCCUGUCUCUCAGGGUGGCGCUGCAGGAGGCCACCACAGCCAGAGCAGCGACAGCGAGCAGGAGCAGGACUUUGUCUCCAGUGUGGUCUCCCAGCACCAGAGACCCCGGGUGCACUGGGGCGCCCUGCCAAAACGCACCGAUCAAGACCAGAACCACCUUCAAACCCAAAGCCCAGAGAAGAAAGGACCUAAAAAACAGGAAAGGAAGGAGCUGCAUGAGCUAAAUAGUGAGGCAUCUCCUGAGGGCCAGAGUGUGGAAGAGGCCACCUUAAAGCUGAGUGAAUGUAAUGUGUCAGAGAGAGUCCUUCCCAGCACGGACCAGCCUGUAAACACGCAGACUGACGUCACAGCUUCACCCACUUCUUUAGUGGGAACUACACCCUCAGCAGGGAGCAAACAUGACCCUUGUCCAUCUACAACUGGAGCUCCAUCAAACCCUCCAGGUCUCAGCAUCACCCAGGUGGGCAUGAGCAGGAGGGGGGCCGCCGGGUUGCAGGAUCUCUUAAAGAAACACAUGGGACAAGUUAAUCCCGACUCGGUUCGGCUGAAUCUUCUGGAGUGCCUGAAGAGGACGUUAAAGGAGUGGUGCACAGACGAGACGCUGCGCUUCCUGUACGGAGCCCAUCAUUCCCUGGGUUCCCCAUUCGCUGAUUUAAACCAGACCAAGGAAGAGGAACUAGAUGAAGACGACCUGGACGAUGAUGUGACGGGGCCUGGCGCCGAACAGCAGCAGAGGCCUUCGGCUGCAGCUUCGGCUCCAGACUAUGAGACGCAGCGGAAGGAGACGGAGCAGCUGCAGCUCAGAGUCAGGGAGUUUUACAAAGGGACGUGGAUUCUGGCUGAGGAGGAGCAGGGGCCCAACGCAGGCAAGGUCACAGUGCAGGACUCGGUAUCAAAGGAUCCAGUUUUGCCGCUCAUCGACUCCCACGCUCAGAACCUCAUCCAGAAGCGGAUUACGGUGGAGAAACUCAGCAGCUGUCUCAGAAACAUCGUAGGUCCAGUGGGCCUCACCAUGAGCGACAUCUCCACAGACCUGAACAACCUGGUCCGAACAUUCAGGUUCACCAACACCAACAUCAUUCACAAAAUUCCAGAGUGGACCCUCAUAGCUGUGGUGCUUCUGCAUCUGUUGUCAGAUGUGUCUCCGGUGGUGCAGGAAGCCUUGGAGACGUCGGCAUCAGUGCAGUAUUUAAACACUCUGAUGGAGGAGCUCGGCCUGCAGGAACAGGACCUUCUUAACCUAGUUCAGCUGUUUAAAUCGCCAACAAGCUGACAGAACAAUAAACAGACGUAUAAUGUGUUCAAUCUCAUAAAAUGAUCAAUUCAGGAAAAAUUAUGUUUUGUGUGGUUUUGUCUUUAUUAAAACAAAAAAAAGGAGACUGUUACCUAGUUGCACGGACGCAUUCAUUUGCACCUCUGGUAAAGAUUUAUGAAAAUACAUGAAAUAAAUUCCUUUUUAACUGUAACAUAAUGUCACAUGGGGGAAAAAAAAGUUCCAAGCUUGAAUUUGAGCAUAUUUAUUCAGUGAGGGGUACAACCUUGAGUCAGAGUAGUUGGUACCCUUAUACCUUUUAAAAUCAACGAUUUUAUCAACGGAUAAAAACAACCUUAAGUUACAUUAAGCCUGCUUUUUUUUAAUGUAUGCUUUUUGUUUCAGAUUUGUUGAUCUGAGCUUCUAGAAACUUCUGAUUUGUUCCUCUUGGGUAUAAAGUUAACAUGAAGCUAACAGGUUAGACAACUACCACAAAGAGGGACAUCUUAGAGUCACUAAAACACAACUAGAUGCUCUCUGGUUGGUUGGGAAAAAGUCUAAAGUCUGCUGGGCGAACAUUGAUUAAGUGAGUUUGGCAUAAAACAAGUAAUGUAUAAUCUGGAAUAGCACCCUCCUCCACACAGUUUAGUAUGACGGAGGAUCUGUGAUGCUAUGGGCCUUUUCCUCUUCCAAAGGCUUUGGGAAUCUUGUUAGAGUGGUAAAAACUGGUAUAAACUUAUAUAAAUAAACUUGGUUGACUGAAUGUUAUUAGAUCAUUCAAUGGGAUAAUCAUACAAAACCUAAAGUAUGGUCAGAUCUAUGUUGAACUGAUAAGAAGGGUUAUGCAAAGAGGAUUGGAGAAAGAUCCCUCUGCAUUCUUCAACCUUAUGAAAUUUUAAUGGACCACAUGCUUUGCUACUGGCAAAGUAGCACUACAGUUGUGGCACCGAUGGUUUUGCUCAAAAUAAUUCCUUUUAUUGAAUUAAUUGUAUUUGAAGGCUGGAUUUUCCAGCGUGAGAUUUUGUUACAAUAAAAUGCUUUUAAAUUUUUA